This is a messenger RNA of Nelumbo nucifera (sacred lotus), 2760 nucleotides long. Lineage: Eukaryota; Viridiplantae; Streptophyta; Magnoliopsida; Proteales; Nelumbonaceae. The record is from RefSeq and is a predicted model, not a curated record.
AUGUCUUCAAUAUCCGGAGAGGUCUCUUCUAGGGAUAUCAGACCUGGUGGGAGGUCUUCAAAUCUGGAAAUACCGAAUCUGCACAGCUUGCAGAUUACAAGUGUGCUGCUGGAUAAAUACAACUUCAGGGAGUGGUCCAUUUCUGCAAUGCUUUUUAUUACUUCCCGUGAUCUCACUGUUCAACACUUUCCCACAACAGCCAAGAUUUGGGAAAAAGUGUCUAAAACCUAUGGGCAGAAGAAAAAUAAUGCUAGAAUUUACAGAUUGAAUCAAGACAUUGCUGCCUUAAGGCAAGGGGAUAUGACAGUUGCAACAUAUUUUGCAACCCUGGAAGGACUUUGGGAAGAACUUGACCAUCACUUGAUUUUGGACUGGGAAAAUGCCAGGGACAAGGAGAGACAUGAUAAGAAUAUUGAAGAGAGCAAAACCUUUACGUUCUUGGUUGGCCUGGACCCAGUGUAUGAGGGCAUAAGGUCACAAAUUCUAGGAAGAGAUGAACUGCCCGAGUUACAUCAUGUUUAUUAUCUGGUAAGGAAUGAAGAAGUCAGGAGAAAGGAGAUGCAAGUUGACUCUCAGAUUCAACCAGUUGAACAAUUUGGUGAACAUUCAGCCCUGAUUUCCACUAAGGGAAACAAACAUCCAGACAAGAAGCAUCUUAAGUGCACUCAUUGUGGGGGUGAGAGACAUGUAAAAGAAAAGUGUUGGGUCCUGUAUCCUCACCUGAAGCCAGCUGCAUUGAGAAAGGACAAGAAGCAACARAAGGGUCAUGCGGCAAGUGGGAACCUUGUCACUAGUAACAAUGGUGACAACUCACAGAGUAUUCCAACAGUGGCUUCUUCUCCCAUGGGGCAAGUUGCUGAUUCCUCUGGAGCCGGUGCCUUGGGCUUCACUGCUAGUGAGGUAGAGGUCCUUAGCCGGGCUUUAGCCCGUCUAAGGAAUAAUUAUUUUGCUUCCACCUCUCUUGCCAGUCAGGAGAUUGCUGAGAGACUUGAGCAGAAGAUUUAUACUACAGCUGAAAGCAAGGAUGAUUAUGAGAAGAGAAUAUAUGCAAACUUGUCGAUGAUAUGGACAAAACCUCAGAAUACUGAUACAAAUAACUUUGUACCAUCAAACUCUGCUGCUAGCAAUCCAAAUCCCCAAGAUUUAGCAUCUCAAUAUACUCCAUCCCAAGUGGACAAGCAAGGGCAGUCACUAGUAGUUCCCUUGGCAAAUCAAUCUCAGGCGUGCCCACAACUGUUUUCUGAGAGCAUUCAAAACACCAUUGCAUCUACUGGAGUACAAAGUUCUACCGGUUUAGCAUCAGGACUGCCAUCUUUGACUGAUCUUACUCAGAACUCCAUUUCAAUUGUUGGUAGCCAGAAUUCAAAUUUGCAGAAUAUAUCUGAAAUUUCACAGAAUGAGACAAAUCAUUCAGUUGGACAAGGCAUGAUAUCAAACAUUUUUGGUAAUUCACAGAGGCAGAUGCAUGGAAGGCAGCAUCUCCCGCAAAAGCACCAGCAGCAGUCUCAGAAUCCACAGCAACAUAUUUACCAGCAGAAGCAGCUUCAGAAUCAGCUUUUUAAGCAGAAGCUCCAUCAUGGAAAUAUUCAACCCACUCUUAUCCAAUCCCACAUCCAGCAGCAACAGCAGAACCUCUUAGAGCCCAAUCAGGUGAAGCCAUCUCAGGAAUCCCUUGUGCAGAGUUCAUCAGGUUUCCAAUCCAACCAGUCAACUGUUCAGCAGACACAACCUUCUGAAAUGCAAUCUCCUUGCUCUGACCAUCAACAGAAUCAGCAAUCUUCUGUUCAACAAUCAAUGGCAUCCAUGCUGCAGCAACAUUCACAGUCAAUCCUCAGUCAACAGCAACAGUUGCAACAGUCUGUUCACCAGCGGACUCCUUUUGCUUACCAGCAACAAGCAACAAUGUCUCAGCAGUUGAUGUUACCACCACAAAAACAAAAUUUGUUAAUAGGGCAACAAAGUGUAUCAAACUUACAACAUAAUCAGCUGCUUGGACACCAAAGCAGUGUUGGGGACUUGCAGCAGCAGCAACAACAACAGCAACAGCAGCAGCAGAUGUUGCUAAGCCUCCCAAAUAAUUUGCCCGAUAUUCUGCAACAGCAACAGUUUCUCAGUUGGCAGAACAACAAUUCAAACUUACAUGAGCAGCAGUUAGUUUCACAAAGUAAAUUUUCUGGAUUACAGCAGAAGCAGUUGCUUGGACCCCAGUCAGGUCUCUCAAACAUGCAACAACAUCAAACUUCAGUGCACAUCCUGCAACAAGCCAAGGCUGCAUCAGCACACCAACAACAGAUUCAGCAGAUGUCAGCAACUUCGUUGCCUUCACAAGGACAACAAUCACAAUCACAAACACCGCAGCAACAACUGAUAUCUCAGUUUCAGUCACAGACAGCACAGUUACAACAGGAAUUGGGAUUUCAACAGCAGUCUAAUUCAUUACAACGGGAUAUGCAGCAAAAGUUUCAAACAUCCAGUACCUUGCAUCAUCCUCAGAAUGUAAUGGAGCAGCAGAAGCAAUUGUUUCAGUCACAAAGAGUGCUUCCAGAAGUCUCAUCAACACCAAUAGACUCCACUGCUCAAACAGGACAUCUAAAUGAUUCUGAUUGGCAAGAAAAGAUGUUUCAAAAGUUCCAUGUUGAAGCUAAGGGUCUUUGGGGAUACCUAGAUGGAUCUGUAUCUAAACCGGAUGACUCUGACAUUAAGGGACUUAAUCAAUGGAAGAUUGACAAUGCAAAAUUUGCAUCACAGAUUGUAGGAUAA